Molecule: messenger RNA, 1425 nt
Organism: Prorocentrum cordatum
Lineage: Eukaryota; Dinophyceae; Prorocentrales; Prorocentraceae
Source: the annotation of a GenBank genome assembly
CAAGAAGCCAAGGGCAGAAGUACCGCCUUCGCGGCUGCCGUUCCGUGGCCGUUUUGGCCCAGGCCUUCUCGGGGUCCAGCUGCCCGUGCUGCCCCCUCCAGGGGAGGCGCAUUUUCCCGCCACCCCCCGCUGGUCAGCGAUGGGGGCGCUGGCUGCCAGGUGCUGCCCCUCGAGGUCUCGGAGCGCCCACGGCAGGUUCUCCGACAGCACCCCGGCAGAGCUGUUGGUGCCGGAGUCCGCGUUCUACAUCAACUUCAAGUCCUGCUGAACUUCGCCGAGGUCUUCCCCAGGAUCGUGCGCGCGAAGCUCCGCGCGGCGGGCAGGAGUGACAGGGCCAUAGGCAUGGCGGGCAGGGGCGGCCGGCUCGUGGCGGACCUGCAGAGGUUCGGUGCGAGGUUCUCGGACGAGCUCGCGGGCAAGCUGACAGCCAUCCUUCCGCAGCAGCUGGAGGAGCAGGGAAUCCAGCUCGAGAUGAGCCAGGUGCACUGCGGUACAAUGGGUUUCGUAGUCAUUCGUUGCGAGGUCCUCGAGGUGGAUUUGGUCCAGCUUCUCGAGAAGGCUCGUGGUACGAGCUUUGCCGACAAGCUGCGGCCCCUCAUUGGCCUCGCACGAAGGCUUGGCGAUGUGGACCGCCGCCUCGUGCCCAAGAUUCAACAUCAGAUGAUGCUGAAACUGGAGCAGGAGAUCCCUGCAAUGCUCAAGGAGAAGGUGAAGAUCGACAUGCUCGUGGUCACCAAGCCGUCAUCGGAGCAGGCGGACUUCUUCUUCGGAGCGCUCGCGCCACACAGGGUCGAGGUCGAGAUCACGCUGCUGAACGCCGCGGAGAUCGCCCCCCGAAUUGCGCGAGAGAGGGCCAAGGGCAGGUUUGGGAGCGAGCUCGGCCGAGGCAAGCUGCUCGGAAUGGCGGCCGGGGCUGUGGCGUCUACGGCCGUCGCCCGCGUGCCCGACAGAGUGUUCGGGCAGCUGGUCGCGCGCAGGCUCUCAGCGCGCUUGACGGAGAAGAUGGCCGAGGUCGGGGUGACGGCGUGCGUGGUGGAGAAGCUGAUUUCCGUUGAUCGUUCUGGCCGCACCGUGCUCCGCUGCGAGGUCGUUGACGUGGACCUCUGCGUUUUUCGCGGUGCUGCCGAAGCGGUUGGCGCAUGGAAUUCCAGGGUGGACGGCGGUCGUCAUUUCCUCAAGCUUGGCCACAAGGGGCGAUCGGAUAUUUAUAAAAUGCUCAGGAAUUACAUUUCCUCACAGUUUCCCGAGCACCUCAAAGCGACGAGUGAUAUCUUAAUCAGCGUUGACGUUCGUGACGUGCAACACGGUAAUGUUGAAAUGUUGGAGCUUGAUUUCUCUGAUUCCGAGACAGAAAGCAUGUCCUCCCAAGUCGACGAUGCCACCAGUACGGAACCUGCUUGCGCAGUCGAACAGCAUGUUGAAUAA